ACGUGGCAGGCACAGUACAGACUUCAGUCAAGGGCAUGGGAGAAGGGCAUGUUAGAGACAGGUGUGUGAGCCAGGACUGCCCUCAACACCCUGGCUUCUCACACCUGAGACGUUCUGUUAGGUGUUCAAAUUACGGAAAUACGCUCAUGCCUGUGCUGUUCUGCCAGGAGGAAGCUUGGGGCAGGAGCCGGGCCAAGCAACAGCUGGCACAAUAUGGAGCAUCGGAGCAAGAUGGAAUUUUUCCAGAAACUGGGCUACAGCCAGGAGGACGUGGUCAGGGUGCUGGGCAAACUGGGUGACAGUGCCUUGGUCAAUGACGUGCUUCAAGAGUUGAUCCAGACCGGCAGUCGCCCAAGGGCCCAGGAGGAUCCAGCCAGUGGCACCGGGGUAGUGCUGAUUCCCCGGGGAUGCUGCGGGGUCCAAGACUCUGCCCAGCAGGGCCUGGGACCAGGCCUAGAAGAGGCUGGCGGAGAUCCAGCCCGCUUCCUGCGGCCCAUAGUGAUCGAUGGCAGCAAUGUGGCUAUGAGCCAUGGAAAUAAAGAAGCCUUCUCUUGCCGGGGAAUUCGUCUGGCUGUGGACUGGUUUAGAGACAGAGGACACACCUACAUCAAGGUUUUUGUCCCAUCUUGGAGGAAAGAGCCAUCAAGGUCUGAUACUCCUAUCAGAGAGCAACACGUGCUGGAGGAACUGGAGCGGCAAGCUGUGUUGGUGUAUACCCCAUCCCGCAAGGUGAACGGCAAGCGAGUGGUCUGCUACGAUGACCGCUACAUCGUGAAGGUGGCCUAUGAGAAGGAUGGCAUCAUUGUCUCCAAUGACAACUACCGAGACCUGCAGAACGAAAACCCAGAGUGGAAAUGGUUCAUCGAGCAGCGGCUGCUCAUGUUCUCCUUUGUAAAUGACAGGUUCAUGCCUCCUGAUGACCCCCUGGGCCGCCGUGGACCAACACUAAGCAACUUCCUAAGCAAGAAGCCAAGGCCCCCAGAGCCAUCCUGGCAACACUGUCCCUAUGGCAAGAAAUGCACCUACGGGGUCAAGUGCAGAUUCUACCACCCCGAGAGACCACACCAUGGGCAGCUGUCUGUGGCCGACGAACUCCGUGCCAAGACGCGGGCCUGGCUGGGUGGUGGCGCCGAGGAGCCGCGGACACCGAGCGCCCGGAGCCGUCCUACAACAGCCCGGCUGCUUCCCCAGGAGCCCGGCGAGCACGACCUCCCGCCAGCCCCGCAGCCCGCGGUCCUGGCAGCUUUGAAUAGGAGCUUCGCUCGGCUCACCUUCAGCGACACCGCGGCCAGCGGCGUCGUGUCUCAGUCUCGUGGGCCGGACUGGAUGCCCACGGGUGUCCCCACGUCCUGGGCCCCACCAUCCCUUCGCGCGGGCAGCGCUGCCACCAUAGGGUUGCCAGGUAUGCGGAGCCUCCGGACUCCGAACAACCCGCUUUCUCCGGGCGAUCUCGGGUCUCCAAUCUGCCCACAGGCCCGGCUGUCGGAGAGACACCGUUCCAGGGACAUGCACAGUGACCUGCCUCCCCAGCGCAGACCGCUGGAAGAUCCGUGGGCUCUCCUGCCCAGCUCCUAUUGUUAUCUGAACCACUCGGUCUGGUCCGAGUCGGCUUGGGGUGAGGACAUCUUUAGAGGACCUUCGGAGUCAGCACAACCUGUCGCCAAUGGUGGGGGAACACGCCCUGUGCACUGCAGCUUCUUCCCACCUGACCAAGACCACCCUGUGAUGGCCUCGGGUCCUCCGCUCUCCGACAUGGCUCUGCUCACCCUCCUGCAGAGAUCCCAAAAGACCGGUGCUCCGUUGGGGGAUCCUUAGGAGACAGGUUCAUAACAUUGUAAGGGGUGGUGGCCCAGGCUUGACUGGCAGCUUGGACGGGUGGGAUACAAGACGCUUGUUAGUCUGGAUGUGUCAUUAGGUUGGACGCCGUUUUCUUCAAAGGUAGUCGGUGGAGACUUCUUUCUCAUCCUCAGUGGUGGAUACCCGUGGGGACCUUGGGGAUGCUCCCUGAAGCCAGGACCUGCUGCAUGGACAGGGUGAUUUCUGCUGUGUUUGGAAGGCUUUGUCGGGAAUACAUCUGUAUCUGGUUCUAAGCAUCUACAAAUGUUUCAGCUGGUCAUCACCGCUAAUCAAGGAGAUCAAGCUGAGUUUGAUAUAAACUCUUGUUGUGUAAGUGUGUGUGUGUGUAUGUGUGUGUGUGUGUGUGUGUGUGUGUGUGUUUAGAAUUCUAGAAAGCCAUGAGAACUUAACAUGUCAUUGUAGUUGAAAGAUUGAAAAAGGCUGGUAAAUCAGUCUUGACUUUUGUGGUGCCCAAUGAUGUUUAACAUACAUGUUCAGGUGACACGAGAAGGAAGGCAUUGCUGCCUGAGUUUACAAGUCACUAUUGAUAAUUUCACUCAUAAGGGAACCCAGCCUUGUUGUGUAAAUUUUACUGUGGGGCUGUCCCAGGGACACCUGAUCCCAAGGGUCUUCUCACUGGGGCUUUAUUCUUUUUGUACAUGCAUACCAUAUUACCCACACAUCACAACACACACAUACACACACACACACACAUGCAUGCACAUGUACACAUGCACACGGCCUUGCUUAAGACUCAGCCUGGCUCUUUUUUUUUUUUUUUUUUAAUCAGCCUUUCUUUGUGGUGAUUUUAUAAACUCUUCUAAAUUGCACCUUACAGAGAUAAGAUUCCAGUCUACCCACCACCCCCUCAAAAAACAAAAACAAACAAAAACAAAAACAACCCAAAAACCCCAGCAACAACAAAAAUCAGUUUUUGGGUGGGUCAGCAUAGAUUUGGAUUCCGGCGGAGUUUUUUGCAACUUCACUUAGUUGUGUCUUCUAGAUAACUUUGGCUCUGGGUUUUGGGGGAAAAGAAGCUCAUUCAUUUACAAGGGACAAGAAAUGAUACGGUGUUUUCGGGGCAUGGGCCCAGCAUCCUGAGGGACCCCUAGCAUCUGUAGGCAGCACCCAUAUGUUCCAAUUACAAUGGUAGCCUGCCAGAUUGUAACUCAUUUGUUCAUGAGGGAGUUGGUAGUUCACUUGGUCAGAGAGAGUCAGAAGGGACCUGCCAGUGGGAACUCUUUGCCAAAGCCUCCGAGCCCCUGCAGUGUGAUAGGUACAUUUGGGAAACACCCCUUUAUUACUAGUCACAUUUGUUGGCAUAGCAAAGGUAUGCCUCAGGAAAAACUCGGCUGCGGUAUUCAUGGUAAACUCAACUCCUUGGUACCAGGGCAGCCAUAUGGCUUCCUGGAAGUCCUCCCUCUUUUAAAAACACAGUCUUAGCAUGGCUCAUUAGAGAUCGUUCCUCACCUCCUUUUCAAAGCAUGUGCUGUUCUCAGAGUGUUGCUUCUACCUUUAGUCCCCGGUCCUGAAGACGGUCCACUCUUUCUAGAUCCUUUGAAUUUUUUCCCUCGAGUGCGUGUGUGUGCCUGUGCAUGUGUGUGUGCAUGUAUGUGUGGGUGCAUGUGUGUUUGUGUGUGUUUCCUUUCCACAAGACUGUUAGAGUAGGUGUAGCCUUCUGACUUAGAUGGCUAUGUUGUUAUGUCAGCUACCGCUUGCUUCUGCUCUUCUCCGAGACUGCUACCUGCUGAGAGACCCUUGAGACAUUCCAGAGACAUAUCCUAUCCUACAGGCUGACUCCAGGCACCAAGAAUGGAUCAGCGGGGGAUGGGCCUCCCCACUCCCCCUUUUAAGCACAUUCUCUUAGUAAACUUGCCGGCCUUGAUUAGAGAAAACUUGUCUUGGCCUCAUUAUUUCUCUUGCAGUCUAGUCUCUUUCAGCCCCAGCCUGCCUUCCAGAAAUACUCGGUUCAUUUAGGCCACGGUUCCAUGCUUCGAAUCAAUGCAUUGCAAAUUGAUAGUUGGGAACGUUUAAACUGCUCCUCUGAAGGCAAGUUUGAGUUUUAGUAAGCUGUAAAGCUAUUUUAUUUGGUUCACUGUGAUUAAGCAAAGUACAAGAGGGGGGAAAGGAGGUGUGUGCGGGGGGGGGGGACAACAACACAUCUCGGAUGUAAUCACCUUUGGAAAAUUCCAAAGUCUUAGUAUGUCCUUGUGACACAAAACCGUGGAUGAGAGACAUAGAUGGGCUAUCUCUAGUUGCAUAACUGUUACCAUGCUCCAAAAAUAAACCACCUUUUCCACACCUGGA
Mus musculus (house mouse) is the source of this 4143-nucleotide messenger RNA. It is a transcript of the gene Zc3h12d, whose product is annotated as zinc finger CCCH type containing 12D. NCBI's taxonomy places the organism in Eukaryota, Metazoa, Chordata, Mammalia, Rodentia, Muridae. The record is from RefSeq and is a predicted model, not a curated record. Gene Ontology annotation, molecular function: metal ion binding. Gene Ontology annotation, cellular component: P-body; cytoplasm. The coding region runs from base 214 to 1815 and encodes 533 amino acids. The transcript has 6 exons. Gene Ontology annotation, biological process: negative regulation of gene expression; negative regulation of multicellular organismal process.